GUUAUCUUUUGAUUUUGUAUUUAUCAACAUAAUAUUCAAUCUAUUAUUAUUAUGUCACGUAAAUCCAUUCAAAAAAGUACAUUAAGUAAUUCAGUACCAUCAUUAAAACAAAUGAAUUAUGAUAUACAUGAAUCCAUUUAUUUUAAAUGUUCUGGUAAAUUAUUUUUACAACGUACAUUAAAACCAAAUGAAGAAUUUAAUAAAGAAUAUAUGAAGAAAUUAAUUAAUAAAAAACAAAUUAUUCAAUCACAAGAACGUAUGAUUUAUUUAACAGAAAAUGGUAUAAGAAUAAAAGCUUAUAAAAAACCAAUCAAUUCAUAUAAACGUUUAUAUUUAAGUUAUGAACAAAUUGAAAUUAUUUAUAUAUCGGAAGGUAUUAAAAAUAUACUUGUAUUAGGUAUUAUUAGUCAAAAUCAACAAAUACGUGCUUAUGAAUGUACAAAAAUUAAAAAUGAUAAUGAUUUUAAAAUAUUAUGUAAAUUACUUGUUCAAGCAUGUGAAAAUAAUGAAAGAAAAUUAAUUGAUAUAAAUCCAAUUGGUACAUUAUCAAUGUCAUCAUUAUAUGAUAAUAAAAGUUUUAAACAUAAAUCACUUGGUUCAAUUAUAUGGAGACAAUCUAAUGAAAUUGAUAAUGAAUUAGAAAAUCAUAUAGAAAAUCAAUUAUAUGAAAAUGAAUUAAUAGAGAAUAAAAAUGAUCUACAUAAAAUAAGAUCACAAUAUUCACAAAAUGAUUCAGUUAAUAGUAUGAUUUCAUCAAUUUUAAUUAAUGAAAAAACAUCUAUUGAAAAUCUAAAUCAGAAAAUUGAAUCAAGUGAUACUGAAGGGAGUGAUCCAGUGAAAUAUUAUAAUGGAAUAAAUGGUGAUUUUAAUGAUGUAACUUAUGAAGAUGAUUAUGAUGAUGAAAAUGAUGAUGAUAAUAUUAAUAAUAAUAAUCGUUAUGCUUCAGCGAUUUACAAAGCAGACGCUUAUGUUGAACCUAUACUUACGCCAAUAUUUCAUGCAGAUGAUGAAUCAGCAAAGUUAUAUUAUAGAACAGGUUAUGAAGGUGAUUCAUAUGAGGAAAAUUAUGAAGUGACAGAUUUGUAUCCACCAUCUAAAUGGCCAGCUGGGGUUACUUUUAUUUGUCCAGACUCUAAAUCUGGUGCAACUAUUACACAUCUUGGACCUGUUUAUUUAUAUUCUGAAAGAUUUGUCGAUGUUGACAAUGACUGUAUUGAGAAUCAGACAUCAACCUAACAUUAUAAUUUGAUGAAAAAUUAAAUGAUUCGUUACUUAACUGUGUUUUUUUUUUAAAUAUAGCUUGUAAAUUUGGAC
Molecule: messenger RNA, 1314 nt
Organism: Schistosoma margrebowiei
Lineage: Eukaryota; Metazoa; Platyhelminthes; Trematoda; Strigeidida; Schistosomatidae
Source: the annotation of a GenBank genome assembly